AUGAUGACGAUGAGUUCCAUGUCGGACAGCCUGGCCGGCGGAGACCCGUCCAAGUCGGCCUUCCUGGAGUUCGGCGGACACGGGUACCCGGGACACCCGGGACAUCAGCAGCCGUCGCCCGGGUUGUCCCACAACCACUACCCGGUGCACAGUCUGCACGGGGUGGGGCCCGCGCAGUCCCACGAGAGUCCGUUCCCCACCGGGACCUCGUCCUACGGACGCCCGCUGGGAUACCCAUACCACGGCGGCGUGAGCGCGCACCACCCCGGCGCAUACCUGCCCUAUCAGCAGGGCGGCCACGGGGGCGCGCUGGGACACUCCAGGCUCGACAGUCAUGAGCACGAGAAGCCGACCGCGGUGAUCGAGAACGGGGAGGUCCGGCUAAACGGGAAGGGCAAGAAGAUCCGCAAGCCUCGGACCAUCUACUCGAGCCUGCAGCUCCAGGCGUUGAACCAGCGCUUCCAGCAGACCCAGUACCUCGCCCUGCCCGAGAGGGCCGACCUGGCGGCCAAGCUUGGCCUCACCCAGACGCAGGUUAAAAUAUGGUUCCAGAACAAGCGGUCUAAAUACAAGAAGAUCAUGAAGAACGGGCCGUGCGGACCGGAGGGAGACCACCUGCACCCCCCUCCGUCCGCCUCGCCGUGUUCCCCGGGGAUGGGUCCGCCGCUGUGGGAGCAGCCCAUGGCGAGCAAGGGGGGCGCGCCGUCGGGUCACCCCGGGGCAGGAUACAUGAACACUUUCGGACACUGGUACCCCGGGCACCAUCAGGACUCGAUGCCGAGGACUCAGAUGAUGUGACGCGCAUUGUGGACCUAUGGAUUUGGAGUCCCGUUUCUAAACCUCAGACUUUGAAUAUUUUCAUUUUUGGUUCCUUUUUUAUGCAGUUUUUUAUUGAUGUAUUUUCGGGCCCAAUGAGUUGUUAUAUGCAGGCCGAUAUGUCGAUAUUUGUUGGUCCACUUUAUUUUAUUUGUCGAAGCACGUCGUUUUUCAGCCUUCUCUGUUUACUGCAAUGAAUUCAACCGCCUUCGCAAUAUCGAAGGAUCAAUUUGCCAAAAUGAAAUGGGCUAUGGGUCAAAUAUUUUUUUUAAAUAAACGCC
Molecule: messenger RNA, 1097 nt
Organism: Gadus morhua (Atlantic cod)
Lineage: Eukaryota; Metazoa; Chordata; Actinopteri; Gadiformes; Gadidae
Product: homeobox protein Dlx4a
Exons: 3
Coding region: 1-798 (265 amino acids)
Biological process (GO): cell differentiation; embryo development; regulation of transcription by RNA polymerase II
Molecular function (GO): DNA-binding transcription factor activity, RNA polymerase II-specific; RNA polymerase II cis-regulatory region sequence-specific DNA binding
Source: RefSeq, a predicted model, not a curated record